CCUCACCUCAGUCAAUCUCAUUGCGCCGGACCGUUCAAGAGCUCACACACUCAUAAAGCCCGCCAAGUUGUUCACCAACGUCGUGUCGUUCAACGUCCAACUUCUUCAAUAACAAGAACGCCGAAUCGCAGAUUCACGAACAACAUCGAGGAAAGAAGGAAAGGUGACAGAGUUAUGGAAGUCAAGAAUCCGCGCCGGGUGUUGGCGGUCUCGCUUGCGGACUCGACGCAGCAUUUGAGUAGAGUCAUUAAAGACCUCACGGGCACUCACCCAGAACCGGCAUCCACAACCCUCGCGGGCACAACGCACAUCCUCCCCAUCAAGACGAGCUACUACACCGCCGACGUGCCCAUCUGGCUGGACCUCGUCGACGCCCCGGUCGAGUGGUCCGCCUCCUUUCUCUCGCCCGAGGCCAAGGAGGUUCUCACGGUGUUGGGCGGGUUGGCUGUUGUUUUUGCCCUGCCUUCUUCUUCUUCUUCAUCAUCGUCUUCGACAUCGGCCCCUGCACCAGCAGAUGUCGCCGUCACUGCCACGCCAGCACUAGCACCGGCAUCGAGUCCCCCGCCUUCGGUAGAGGACACCCGCGCGCUCAUCACAGAGGUCGGGAGGGUCGUUCGCGAAGGGCUCGGCGGGUGGGGAUGGGACGGCGUCGGGCUGGGCAUCGGCGUCGGGGACGAGAUGGCGGACGAGUGGGAGGAUCUCUGCGCUGAAUGGGGACUCGAGUUCGUUCAGGUUCGUGGGGGAAAGAAGGACGAUGGCCGGAACGAGUUUGGAGAGAAAAUGGGCAUAGCAAGAGUCCUCGAGGCCCUCGAGUCCAACGACUGGGACGCCGCAGACGACAUGGACGGCCCAUCAGACCUCGACUCGGACCUCGACGCCGCCGCCGGUGAUUUACCCAGGAAACCCAGACCUCUAGCAGGCGGCAUCGGCAACGACGACGACGAUUUCGACCUCGACGACCCAGAGAACCUAGAUUUCGGCUUCGACAGAGCGGAUUUCGAAGGGUUGAAGAAGGCGAUUUGGAAUCUCGAGCAGGAGCCGGAGGAUGAGGAUGAAGUAGUAGAAGGGGGAGCAGCGGACACGGCAAAAGCAACGAGUGAGACCGCAGGAGGCGCCGCUACCACCGAUAACCCAGACGCGAAGAAGCAAAAGAAACAGGCCGAGGACGCCGAAAAAGAGGACCUGGACGCCGAGGACGUGGAAAAGAUUGAGCAGAUGAUGCGCAAGUUGCAGGCUGUCCGGGACCUCAGCGCGGGUCUGCCAGAGGACCAGAGGCGGAGGAUGGCGAAGAAGGCUGUUGGGGAGGUGAUGAAGGAGCUUUGAAAGGGGUGGGCUGGAGAGAAAUGCGCUUCCGGCUCCUCCGAUCUGGUCUGGUUAUGGGGGUUGGGCCAUUGACGUCGGUCAGUCGUGUAAUCACCUCAGCUGUGCAGACUUCACGUCACUGGAAACAAAACACGAGAGGAAACAACCUCUGAGAUGGAAGCGGUAUUUGAGAAAUGGGGUGCUGGUCGGCUUGCUCUGGGAGCGGGCUUUCUUUCGCGAGCAAUUUGGAGGACCAAUGAUCUGUUUCCCUUGAACAGAAACAGUGACGGAAAAGAAGAGAAAACAACUGGUUGGAACCUUGAACACCCGUAGUCCUGUCACCCAGAAAUCUUGUCGACAGACACUUCGCGCUUGAGGCUGUCCGGGAACCAAAGGUCAUGACCUUUCUAUAUUCUAUACAGAGAAGAGAGCGAGGGAGACCCUCAUCGGAUUGAAGGUCAAAGGGCAGCAGAAUCCACCUUUCAGGCCAGGGAUGCCAGCUUCCGUCAUCACUUGAGAUGGAAAUGGUGGCGUAAUGACAUGCAUACCUAGGAACGUCAGGUCCAAAGAUACGAAGAGAAG
This is a messenger RNA of Colletotrichum scovillei, 1884 nucleotides long. RefSeq names its product alpha and gamma adaptin binding protein p34. The coding region runs from base 175 to 1323 and encodes 382 amino acids. The transcript has 3 exons. The record is from RefSeq and is a predicted model, not a curated record. Gene Ontology annotation, molecular function: protein-macromolecule adaptor activity. Lineage: Eukaryota; Fungi; Ascomycota; Sordariomycetes; Glomerellales; Glomerellaceae. Gene Ontology annotation, biological process: vesicle-mediated transport.